AUGUCUUCCUCUCGCUCACCCAACCCAAGUCAACUAGCCACCUCCCUACCCGGCUUGACCACCCACAUCACCGGCCAUGACCCGUCGACCGGCAAAGCCAUCGUCCAAGAAUCGCGACCUGGAAACUGGACCAGCUACGACGACAAGCUGAUGGCAUUCAACGUCAUCUACACGACCUCCGAAUUCCCCGCGAACCUGAACAACGACCAAGACCUCAAGCUUCACGACCAAGUCGCGGCAAGCGGUAACCUCGGACUCGUCAACCCACAUGGCACCGUCUGUCGCGUGGUCGACUUCGCCCCGGGCUUUGAGUGCAUCAUGCACCGCACGCAGAGCCUCGACUACGGCAUUGUCUUGGAAGGCAGUGUCGAAUUGGUCCUGGACAGCGGAGAGAGGAGAUCUAUGCGUAGAGGAGAUGUUGCGGUUCAGAGAGCGACGAUGCACGCGUGGAAGAAUACGAGUGAUACGGAAUGGGCGAGGAUGAUCUUUGUGCUUCAGGACUGCGAGAAGUUGGAGAUCGCAGGGAUGGCGUUGAAGGAGGAUCUGGGGAGAGGUGUCGAUGGGUUGCCGCCGAGCGGGAAUGAUGAUUAA
Messenger RNA from Capronia coronata CBS 617.96, 591 nucleotides. RefSeq lists its product as uncharacterized. The transcript has a single exon. The record is from RefSeq and is a predicted model, not a curated record. NCBI's taxonomy places the organism in Eukaryota, Fungi, Ascomycota, Eurotiomycetes, Chaetothyriales, Herpotrichiellaceae. Bases 1 to 591 code for a protein of 196 amino acids.